Colias croceus (clouded yellow) is the source of this 1501-nucleotide messenger RNA. It is a transcript of the gene Ing3, whose product is annotated as inhibitor of growth protein 3. The record is from RefSeq and is a predicted model, not a curated record. NCBI's taxonomy places the organism in Eukaryota, Metazoa, Arthropoda, Insecta, Lepidoptera, Pieridae. The transcript is spliced from 11 exons. Gene Ontology annotation, cellular component: NuA4 histone acetyltransferase complex. Gene Ontology annotation, biological process: regulation of DNA-templated transcription. The coding region runs from base 146 to 1384 and encodes 412 amino acids.
AGCAACUUUUCCGGUGACGUUGUAUAAAGUCCACGUUGACUGGUAUUUGUUUUACAAUUAAUACGAUAAUUAUCAACUUAUUUCAUUAAAAUAAUUAUUAGAAUUGAAAUUUAUUAAGUUAACGUAAAUAACUGUACUCACAAAAAUGUUGUAUCUCGAAGAUUACUUGGAAAUGAUCGAACAUCUUCCUCAAGAAUUAAGAGAUCGCUUCACAGAAAUGCGAGAAAUGGAUUUAUCCGUUCAAAAUAAUAUGGAUACAUUGGAAAAACGGGUCCGAAUGUUAUUCGGGGGAUGUCGGCGAGGUGAUAUAAACACCGAUCAGGCGGAUACUGAAUUUGUAGAUAUAAAGAAGGGUUACAAUAAGACUUUGGAAGAAGCAGAUGAGAAAGUAGCUUUAGCAAAUCAAAUGUAUGAUUUAGUUGACAGAUAUUUAAGAAGAUUGGAUACAGAACUACAUAAAUUUAAAUGUGAAUUAGAGGCAGAUAACAAAGGAAUCACUGAAUUAUUAGAGAAACGGUCUUUGGAUCUUGAUACAAACACAAAUCAUACAACAACUUCUAGUAAUAACCAUUACAAGGAGAGUAGAUAUCGCAUCAGAGCGGAGAAGCGUCGUGAAAGUUGGAAUAACAGAGACUCGCGCGCACAUGCUACAAAUGGAACCCUUUCGAGAACUGAUUCUGCCAUUCAGGCUGCAUUGGGUCGAGAUUCAUAUUCACUGGGCCAUGCGGGAAGUGCUAUUGCAGCAGCUGCUAGUCAAGCCAUAGCAGCCACUCAGCAGAUGCAGCACGGCCGCCGCACGGCGUCGCUGAAGGCGUCGUACGAGGCGGUGGCGGGCGCCGAGCUGCACCACGCGCACCCCGCGCACCACGCGCACCACGCGCACACAGCGCACCACGCGCACCACGCCACGCACCACGACCAUGGUCACGGCGUAGUACCGACGGCCCACAGUCAGACGGCCAGCAUCCACGGCCACCACACCACCGUGCACGGACACGCUACAGCGUCGUCCUCCAACAAACGGCAUACUAAGCAGAAGAAGAGCAGCUACAGCACAUCAAGCAAUACGUCGAUGCACUCGCAGUCAGUAGCCGCGGCCGCUAGCCGCUCUUCGUCGCCCACAGCUGUUGCGGUGAACAGCACGCUAAAGCCGAGCGGCGAAGAGCACAUGGAGGAGGAGUGGACGUACGACCCCAACGAGCCGCGAUACUGCAUCUGCAACCAGGUCUCGUAUGGCGAUAUGGUCGCCUGCGACAACCAUGACUGUCCAUACGAAUGGUUCCACUACCCGUGCGUGGGGAUCACGGCGCCGCCCAAGGGCAAGUGGUACUGCCCCCAGUGCCACUCCAACAUGCGCCGCAAUCGCGCUAAUCGCAAGAAUUAAUUAAUUAUUAUUACUAGCUUUCUGCCCGCUUCAGAGAAAACCCCGCAUAGUUCCCGUUCCCGUGGGAUUUCCGGGAUAAAAACUAUCCUAUGUGUUAAUCCAAGUUACCCUCUAUAU